GAAAAUUAAAAUAUUGAAACCUCGGGAAAACCCUUUCCUUUGUACUAUCUAUUGUGUGGUAAGUAUAAACCCUAGGUGUGCGAAAAUUUGGGGGGUGGCGCCGAUUUGUUCUUCAAUGGCUUCUCGUUACAGAUCAUUUUCUCAACCAGCAUUCUCUCUGAUCAAAUCCACCAUCAACAAACCCAAAUCCUCCUCUUCCUCCUUCUCACCCUUUCUCCUCAAAACUCGCACUUCCGUCACCGUCAGGUCCGUCGCGGAGCUAGGUUGCGUACAGUCACUCCUUCCCUUGCACUCGGCGGUUUCAUCUGCGCGGCUCACUUCUUGCCUCGGAAUCGAUUCAACAAGUUCGAGAUCUUUGUCUCAGGGUAUGCUUUGCAGUGCCAACCCUGGUGUUUGAUUCAUUUCCACAGAUACUACUUUUUAUCACCUUUUCUAUCUAAAUGGGUCUUGGCACACCGCGAUAACAGAUUUGGAAGGCUGGUGAUUGAUGGACUAUAGAGUCAUUGCUUUGUCAGGAUGCGCUUUUGUUAAUUAUUUCGAAAUUAACAGACCGUCAUAAUGGGUAUAUAAUUGGAAGAAUAUUUCCAUCUUCUAGUUACAGUGUAAUCAUUUCUUUAUAAUGGCCGAUCAUUUCAUUGUUAAUUGUUUCAAAAUUCAAACAUCAUCAGCAUGACUUGAUGAAUAAAAUCUCACUGAUUCGAGUUUCUGAAAA
Molecule: messenger RNA, 712 nt
Organism: Medicago truncatula (barrel medic)
Lineage: Eukaryota; Viridiplantae; Streptophyta; Magnoliopsida; Fabales; Fabaceae
Product: protein NONRESPONDING TO OXYLIPINS 2, mitochondrial
Exons: 3
Coding region: 116-397 (93 amino acids)
Source: RefSeq, a predicted model, not a curated record